AUUAUCAGCAAGUGACAGGUCAUUCUUGUAAGCUAUAUAUAAGUUUAGCAAGUAUGAUUCAGUUAAGCAAGCACUCCUACUAGCUAAAAUGACAGCUAAUGAUCUUGUUAUUGUUUUGGUAGUAGCCGGAGCCUCAUGGCUGUUGAUUCAUGUAUGGCGAACCCUGAUCUCCAAGACCCUGAACCAAAAGGCACCACCAGGCCCCCCUGGUUUACCAGUCCUCGGUCAUCUCCACAUGUUAGGAAAACUCCCCCACCGAAAUCUUUACAAUCUGUCUCAAAAAUACGGUCCCAUAAUGUCCCUCCGCCUUGGUUCUGUACCAACAGUUAUCUUAUCGUCCCCUGCUGCAGUUGAGCUCUUCUUCAAGACCCAUGACACUGUUUUUGCUAGCCGUCCCUCAACUCAGGCAGGGGACUACUUGUUGUAUGGAACCAAAGGCAUUGGAUUUGCUAAGUAUGGAGCUUAUUGGCGUAGCGCGAGAAAGUUGUGCAUGGUGGAGCUUCUCAGUGCAGAGAAGGUGAAAUCCAUGGCAGGGAUGAGAAGGGAGGAUGUGAGGUUGUUUGUUGAGUCCCUUAGGAAAGCUGCUGCUGCACGGGAGGUGGUUGAUAUUACUGACAAGACGGUCCAUCUGAUUGAGGACAUGACAUGUAGAAUGUUGUUUGGGAAGAGCAGAGAUGAGAGGUUCGACUGGAGUGCUAUAGUACACGAUAUGGCAGAGGACUUGGGAACCUUCAAUAUUUCGGAUUAUAUCCCAUAUUUAGGGGCACUUAAUCUCCAGGGAUUGACUAAGCGGUUCAAAGUUACUAGCGAGGCAGUAGACAAAAUAUUGGAAACUAUACUCGAUGAUCAUGAAAAAAAUGCGGGUAAUGGCUAUAAGGAGAAUGAGAGAGAUUUUGUAGAUGUCAUUCUAGCUUUGAAAAAGAAUUCUGCUGGUACUCAUGAGCAAUUAGCACGGAACAUUGACAGAUCACAUAUUAAAGCAAUCGUGUUAAACUUGCUUUUUGGAGCAAUAGAUGCCUCCCCAACUGCAAUCGAAUGGACCAUGUCAGAACUCAUUCGACAUCCAAGGGUGAUGAAACUUCUACAAGAAGAGAUUAAUAAUGUAGCCAAGGAUUGUGAUUUUGUGGAAGAGUCACAUUUGUCAAAACUAGAAUACCUAGACAUGGUAAUCAAGGAAAGCUUGAGAUUGCAUCCAGUUUCACCUAUAAUAGCUCCUCAUGAGUCGACGGAGGACAUUGUGAUAGAUGGAUAUCACAUACCAAAGAAAUCACGCGUUUUGGUCAAUAUUUGGGCCCUUGGACGUGAUCCAAGAUUUUGGUCAGAAAAUGUGGAAGAAUUUGUUCCAGAGAGAUUUAAGAGCAGUAACAUAGAUCUUCUGGGCCAGAGUUUUCAACUUCUACCGUUUAGUUCAGGCCGAAGAGUUUGUCCAGGUAAACACUGGGGCUUACUAACAUUAAAACUGGUGGUAGCUCAGUUGGUGCACAGCUUCCACUGGGAACUACCUUGUGGGAUGUCACCAGAAGAGUUGCCUAUGGAUGAAUUUUUCGGUUUGUCGGCACCAAGAGCAAAUCAUCUCCUUGCAAUACCAAGAAUCCGUCUAUCUUAAGAUCCACAUUCAUGAAGAUCGCAGUUCUGAGAGUCGACCUCCAAAACUAGGGUUCCACCUGCUACUUCUCCGCUCUUUAACCUUCAUCUCUUUACUCAUUAAUCAUCUUCGCUCUUCCAUCUUCUCUCCUAUUUAUCAAUUUUAUUAAUAAAAUCAAGAUCUAACCCUUUCUUGGCGAGUUCUUGUUGAGCACCUUGUCAUCAAGGUCGUGCCCAUCUUUUUGGGAUGUUUGUGUUUGUUUUGAUAUUUUUGUGUGUUUUUGUUAUGAGUUUCAAUAACGUUUAUAAGAAGGACUUACAUGAUAUUUUGGGUGA
Messenger RNA from Daucus carota subsp. sativus, 1920 nucleotides. RefSeq names its product cytochrome P450 CYP736A12. Gene Ontology annotation, molecular function: oxidoreductase activity, acting on paired donors, with incorporation or reduction of molecular oxygen; heme binding; iron ion binding. The record is from RefSeq and is a predicted model, not a curated record. The coding region runs from base 89 to 1606 and encodes 505 amino acids. Lineage: Eukaryota; Viridiplantae; Streptophyta; Magnoliopsida; Apiales; Apiaceae. The transcript is spliced from 2 exons.